CACUUAUAUCCCAGCCUCAGUCGACCAAGGCUUUCACCAUCCCGCACACAGCAUUUCCAUUUAGCGAUCGAGCAACAAGCUCACAGUGAUCAAGGAGUCUGAGAUUGCCUAGCAGCUGCACCGACGUUCGUGCGACGAUGGACGCGCCGGCCAUGCUCACGCGCAAGCACGUCCCCGAGAACAUCGCCGCUGAGGGGGAGGGCGGGCAGCAACAGAUGCACCGGGACGAGAAGCAGCACAAGCCGGUGCUCAAGAAGGUCAAGGACAAGGUGAAGAAGAUCAAGAACACCAUCGCCGGCCACGGCCACGGCAACGGCAACGGCCACGAUCACGAUCACGACCAGGACACCGGUGGCAGCAACAGCACCGACGAGGACGAGGAGGAUGCGGCCAUGAGGGAAGCCGAAGUGGAGAAGGGCGGGUACCAGCAAGACGUCGAGGACAAGCCCAUCUUCGCAGACUCCAGCCCCGAGCUGCACGGCGCACCCAUGUACGACUCGGAGAGGAUCCCGGCGGCGGCGAAGGAGGUGAGGCACAACGACGCUCCGGGGGUGCGGUUCGGUGACAUUGGCGGCCCGGCAGCGGCGCAUGAGGUGAAGCGCGACGCCGCCGCGGGGGAGCGGCUCGGCGACUUCGGCGGCCGGGCGUCGGCGAAGGAGGUGCAGCGCGACGACACCCAGGGGGUGCGGCUCGGCGAUCUCGGUGGCCCAGUCGUCGAGGACCCGGCCGCGCCGAACUCGAGGACGCCCAUGCCGCGAGGUGGCGAGGACAUCGGCACCACGGACGUCGUCCGUGACUUCGAGGCGAUGACUGUGUCAGACGACCCCAAGCAAGUCGACGUGAGCAAAGAGUAUGAGGCAAUGCCGGUGUCGGACGGCAACGGGGAGGAAUGGAACGAUGCACCCACUGACGCCGACUACACCGGGAGCUACACGGACAGGCUCAAGAACACGGCAGCUGGCACCACCGAGUAUGGCAAGAAGCUGGCGAGCACGGUGUAUGAGAAGGUCGCCGGCGUCGGCACGGUCGUGGCGAGCAAGGCGCAGCAGGUCACCCCCGGCUUCGGUGCUGGCGGGG
Messenger RNA from Triticum urartu, 1077 nucleotides. NCBI's taxonomy places the organism in Eukaryota, Viridiplantae, Streptophyta, Magnoliopsida, Poales, Poaceae. The record is from RefSeq and is a predicted model, not a curated record.